AUGUCAAAACAGAACCCAUUUGAUCAAAAAAAGAAAGCCAUACUUGAAGAAAUAAACUCUUUAGAACCAGAUUUAUCACCAAAGGGCACUAUCGAUCAAUUAUGUUUACCUAUUAUGCAUUUGAUUAACUCACACAAAGAUAUGGUCACUACAUCUUCUUGUUCUGGUAGAAUUAGUGUUUUUGUAGAGGGUGAAAAAUUAAUCAACAGAGAAGAAGCCAAGAGUGGUGGCAAAGGUCUUGGUGGUAGAUGGUUAUUUGUAACACAUGAACAAGAUAAGGUUCUAAAUUGGUUGGAUAAAAUAUCAGACACCGAACAGAUCCAAUUUUUACCGGCAGAUGAUACAACUAAUGAGUUUGAUAAUUCUGUAAGAUAUGUUUUAUAUAAAUAUGAACCCUUCAUUUUACACGUUAAAUGUAGAGACUUUCAAAUGGCGAGCAAAUUACUUAAUGUUGCUAUGUCUUGCGGUUUUAGAGAAAGUGGUAUUGGAUCUAAUAAUAUUGUUGCAAUUAGAAUUAAUAUCAAAUUAGAUGUACCUAUUGGAUUCAUAAAUACGAAAAAUAACAACACACUAACUUUCUUUGUUUCAAAGCAAUAUAUUAACAAUAUCUUGAACAAAUUAACUUUGUCAAAGUUUAUUGAAAAUAAAAAGAAAAUGAAUGAAUUAUACGCUACUAUCGACAAAGAAAUCAUCUCCAGUUUAAAUGUACAAUCAGAAUCAAAAGAAACUAAGGAUGAAAGAAGGGAAAGGAAACGUAGAGAAGGAUUAGAAAGACAACGCCAAUUAAGAAAUAAAAUGUCUGAUAAAAAUGCGUAA
Arxiozyma heterogenica is the source of this 816-nucleotide messenger RNA. RefSeq names its product tRNA methyltransferase TYW3 (gene TYW3). The record is from RefSeq and is a predicted model, not a curated record. NCBI's taxonomy places the organism in Eukaryota, Fungi, Ascomycota, Saccharomycetes, Saccharomycetales, Saccharomycetaceae. The transcript has a single exon. Bases 1 to 816 code for a protein of 271 amino acids.